GGUUUGUGUUGCCAUGAGUACAGGGAAGCAACAGGGGAACAGAACUGCAGUAACACGCUUCCUCCGGAGCUGAAUAAUUCAGAAUGGGAGGAUAAGGCUUUCUCGUUAUGAUAUGUCUGUCUCUUUCUCUCACACUGCAGGUUUCAUUUGGAUGUAUUUCUGAGGUGGACCCGAGAAGACCAAAAAGAUUAACCCUGCUCUGAGAGUUAUCGUUCUUUGUGUGCAUGUUUACAGAGACAAUAAUAGAAAAAAAAAAUUGCAAAAUGGUUCUACCUUUUGAUCACAAAAUUGUUAAAAUGGAGCUAUCACAAUGACAAGCCCUCCAGACUGAAGAGACGCUGCCUCUCUCUCUAACACACAGGCCACCAGAUGUUUGAGGGGAUUGUCGUCCACCAAUGGCUGUGCUGUGGAGCUCUCUUCCUGUUGGCAGCGGGGGUGGCCUUCUCCUCUGAAACCCGCCGGUCGUGUCCACAGCCCUGCCGCUGCAACACCGUGCUGCAGGAGGUCAACUGCUCCGAUGGACAACUCACUACAGUGCCCAACAUUCUCCCGCAGAACACUAAAAUACUAAACUUGACACAUAAUAAGAUCAAGUCUCUGGUGCAGCAGCAGUUCCAGACUUUGACACAACUUUUAGACUUAGAUUUGAAUGACAAUAUCAUGGUUUUAAUUGAGGUGGAAGCAUUUAUCGGCUUGCAAAGUCUAAUAACUCUGCGUCUUGCUCACAACCACCUAAAGAUUAUCCAUGUGGGGGCGUUUGACGGUUUGCCAAAACUAAAGUUACUGGACAUAAGCAGAAAUGAGAUCCUUGUUUUUCUCGAUUUUACUUUCCGUGACUUAACUGCCCUUCAGUUUAUUAUAGCAGCAGAUAAUGACGUAGUUUUUAUUUCUCGUCGAGCUUUCACUGGCUUAACCAGUUUGCAAGAGCUGCAUCUCGAUGGCUGCAACCUCACUGCCGUGCCGACAGAGGCGCUCACUCAGCUUGGCGAGCUGAGGAGUCUUCAUUUUCACAGAUUGGGCCUCACAACGCUGCCAAACUACGCUUUCCGUCAGCUAGAGCAUCUCAAGGAACUUGUCAUUUCUCAAUGCUGUCUGGAGAAUCUGUCAGGAAACAGUCUCUUUGGAUUAAAUCUUACAUCCCUGACUAUUAGAAACUGCAACCUCAGUGCUGUCCCCUACACCCCUUUGCAUCAUCUUGUAUAUCUUGUAUUCCUAGACCUUUCUUUUAACCCAAUUACAUUCAUUUAUGGUAACCUUUUUGGAGAGUUGCUCCGGCUCCAGGAACUCCAUUUGGUGGGGGGGUCAUUGCUGCGUAUCGAUAUUGGAGCAUUCAGAGGUUUGGCUCAUUUCAGACUUCUGAAUGUAUCCAGAAACCUUCUCACCACACUUGAGGUGGGAGCCUUCCAUUCAGUGGACACCCUGAGAAAUCUGGGACUAGACAACAACCCACUAGCAUGCGACUGCCGCCUGCUGUGGGUGGUGCGAAGGCGACCAUAUCUGGAGUUUGGCGGAAAUCCACCGACUUGCAGAACCUCAGUGCAGUUGCAGGGUUGGUAUUUUCUGGACUUUACUGAAGCUGAACUCCCAGGUCUGCUCACAUGUCGGCAGCCUCGUAUUCUGAACCACAAACCUCAAGAAGUGAGAGUAGAUCAAGGACACACAAUGGUGUUUGAAUGCAAUGCAGAAGGGGACCCUGUGCCAUCGGUCACCUGGAUAAGCCCACAGCUAAAACCUCUAUCGCCCAUUGGCAGAAUACGGGCUCUCUCUAAUGGCUCGCUGGAGGUUCGCUAUGCCCAACCUAUGGACAGUGGUGCUUAUUUCUGUGUGGCAUCUAACGCGGCAGGAAAUGACAGCAUGCCCGUCAGCCUUCAUGUCCGAGCCUUUCCAGCAUCUUCCAAAAAAAACCUCCGUCUUAAAGGCUGGUUUGCCUUUCCGUCCGCCUCGCCAGGUGUGAGUGGAGACCAGAAUAUCUCAUUUGAUGUAAAGACGUUACUGGUAGCUGCAACCAUUGGAUUUCUUUCAUUCUUCAGCUCUGUGAGUGUAUGUUUCAUCUUCAUGCUCUUCUGGAGUAAGAGUAAAGGGCAAAUAAAGCACACAGCCACAAUAGCAUACGUGCCACGAAGUGCUGAGUCAAGUAAUAACGGAGGGAAAGGCAACUAUAUGGAGACAAGCAGGUUCACCAUGAAACUAAUAUGAGUCAAUAAAAGGUUUUUAUUUUGCUUGAUUAGAUUACGUUUUAAUUAAUUUAAUUUCAAAGCAUGCAAAUGUAUGUCCAACACACACUGAGUGUUAAUUACUCCGUAAGCAUGUAAGCUAGAGCUGCAAAAGGGAAAAAAGUAAAAUGUGCUGGCAUGAUUCUAGAUGUUAAUAAGAGUCUAAGUAACGUUUUAGGAACAUCUAACCACAUCAGUUCCUGUCUGUCUCUGACACAAAAGCUCCACUAUAACAAACCCUGAAUGUAAACCAACCAAAGUAAGAAAGAUGUAAUUUGCAUAUUGCAUUUGCUGUAGAGAUGUUGAUUAUUCAGUUAAUUGCAUGUUGAUUAUAUUGCUUUGUUGAUGUUUAUGUAUGGCAACAAUUUAAAAAUGUUAGUUUUGUUCAUUUGGUUUCCGAAGAACAAGCGAUAUGGUUUCUAAAGAACAAGUGAAAUAAUUAUGAUGGACGUCAGAUGUACACAAUACUUGCAUCUAUAUUGCCUGCCAUUCAAACUCAAUUUGGUUAUAUACUGUGCUGGUAUUCUAAUAUUGUCACAUUUACUGCUGUACUCAUUAUUAAUAGAUGUAUAUCCCACACAUAUAUUAAAGAAUUCUUUAAAUUCCCAAAAUAAAGCACACAUCAAAUUAAAUUAUUGUGCUGAUUUUUGUUGUGGUUAUUAAAUGGUUAUUGGUCAAAAUGUACAAAGGAAUAAUCAGAUGCCUAAAGCAUCAUGUUUGCUUUGUACAAUUCUUAAUAAACAAAAUAUGAAUGUAAAAAAAAUCAAUCACCAACUUAAUAUGAAAUAAAGCAUGAAUAUAGUGAGUGAUAUUUCCAGAAUGUUCGUAUACAUUUAUAAGAGGCAGAUUCUUAAAGGGCUUAUGCUAUAUGGGACGGCCAGGACCAUCGAGGAGUUUGAGCUUCUGUCCUUAGGAUGUCGUAAUAGGCCCCCAACAGGAGAACAAAGAAAUGAUACAUCUCCUCUCCCUGUGCUGUUUCAUCCUUAGUGAUUUUAAUUUGCUUAAUAGCAUAUGUACCCGGGCUGCAGUCCUUGUACAUUUGCAUUAUUUGUAUUUGUACUUUUAUGAAUUUACAUUUCCCAGCUUUAGCUCUGCACUUUAUCGUGUUGAUGUGUCACUGAUGUUGUGCUUUCAAACAGAAUAAAUCAUUUCUAUUAACAC
Molecule: messenger RNA, 3374 nt
Organism: Gymnodraco acuticeps
Lineage: Eukaryota; Metazoa; Chordata; Actinopteri; Perciformes; Bathydraconidae
Product: leucine-rich repeat and immunoglobulin-like domain-containing nogo receptor-interacting protein 1
Exons: 2
Coding region: 370-2196 (608 amino acids)
Molecular function (GO): protein binding
Source: RefSeq, a predicted model, not a curated record